Messenger RNA from Stomoxys calcitrans (stable fly), 2007 nucleotides. It is a transcript of the gene Adgf-D, whose product is annotated as adenosine deaminase 2. The transcript is spliced from 9 exons. Bases 518 to 1924 code for a protein of 468 amino acids. NCBI's taxonomy places the organism in Eukaryota, Metazoa, Arthropoda, Insecta, Diptera, Muscidae. The record is from RefSeq and is a predicted model, not a curated record. Gene Ontology annotation, molecular function: adenosine deaminase activity. Gene Ontology annotation, biological process: inosine biosynthetic process; adenosine catabolic process.
CACAAAAUUAUGCAAUGGUUUGCCUUUGUCCUCCUGGCUCACUAAAUCAAAACCAAUAAGAUCUUUGGGAAACAUUGAACUUGCACAACAUAUGAUUUACAAACAAAUCAAAAACCCUACAAAUUGAAUUGUAAAAUUUAACAAAUUGCACCAGUGAACUUGACAAUUGGAUGCGAUGAUAACGAAAGUGCAAUGCUGCUGCUGCCAUACAUUCAUUGCUGAGUCGCACCUCAACAUCGGACGCCUAGUAUCAGCUCAGCUCAGCACAGCCAUGGCAAUAAUUUGCCACUGCCAUCACUAUCACCGCCAUGGACCUGCCCAUUAUAAUCGUCAUCAUCAUCAUCAUCACCAUCACCCUUCUUAUCCAUCAUUCGCACAUUAGUCCCAGAGUGUCGCUUGCAUGUAUGAAACCCUAGCGGGAAUCUUAUAAAUGUUGGGUGAGAAUGAAGCGCCCCCACCAACAACCAUGAAUGGAUGCCAUUAGUGAUAAGCUUAUGAUGCUCUUCGAGCCAAGAUAAUGGAAGCUGAGCGUGCUUCUUCCCUAGGAGGCAAUGUUUGGUUAUCCUCAGCAGAGGAGAAAGCCAAUAGCAUACUAAUGAAUGCAAAGAAGGAAGAGAUUAACGAAGGCCUCAAAGAUCCCACCAAAUAUCCACCCUCAAUGCAUUUCUUUCAAGGCAAACAAUUUCUGCGGCAAAGUGAGGUAUUCCGUAUCAUACAAAAAAUGCCCAAAGGUGCUUUGCUGCAUGCCCACAACAAGGGUAUGGUCUCCUCGAAAUGGGUCAUAGGAAAUCUAACGAAUCUCUAUAAUUUGUACACCUGUCGAGAUGUUAGUGGGUUAUUGAUAUUCACCUAUGAUCAGGCUCAGUGUCAUAGUGAAAUAACCAAUGUGUGCCUGGAACGAGUCAAUGCUGAGGAUAAACGUGUCUAUGAGAAGCGUUUGGAAAAACACAUCAGUAUGUACACCAUGCAUCCGGAAUCUAUGAUCACCGAUACCCGUAAAAUAUGGAAACGUUUUGAGAAUAUUUUCGUGUCCAUGGAUCAAAUGUUUAAAUAUCAGCCUGCCUUUUGUAACUAUCACAAACGUUUAUUGGAGGAACUGUGUGAGGAUAAUAUCAUCUACGCUGAAAUUAGGGCAUCCCUUUCGCCGCUAUAUGGAGACAAUAAUCGCACCUUUAAUUCAUUGGAAGUAGCAACGGAAUUAGAGAAAAUUGUUGAAAGUUUCAAGGUAAAGCAUCCAGACUUUUUAGGCCUGAAAAUCAUUUAUGCCAAGCGUAAUAAAGGUACAGUGGAUGAAAUGGCUCAGCGUAUAAUGACUUUCAAGCAAUUACACAAUGCUAAGCCAAAUUUCAUUAUUGGCUUCGAUUUAAUAGGCAAUGAGGACACAGGAGAUCCUUUACAAAAAUUUGCCAAUGAAUUAACGGAUUUGCCGCCAACAGCGAAUUUCUUUUUUCAUGCAGGAGAGACAAAUUGGUAUGGCAAAUCCGAUUGGAAUAUGAUGGAUGCUUUGCUGUUGAAUACAAAACGUAUUGGCCAUGGUUUUGCUUUGCCCAAACAUCCGCAAUUAUGGUCCACCAUUAAGAAGCGUAACAUAGCCAUCGAAGUCAAUCCCUUGUCAAAUCAAGUUUUGGGCUAUAUCUGGGAUUUAAGAAAUCAUCCUGCCUCGUUUUUGAUAGCUGAGAAUUUUCCCAUUAUUAUUUCUUCCGAUGAUCCUGGACUGUGGAAUGCUAAGGGUUUAAGCUAUGAUUUUUAUUAUGCCUUUAUGGCCUUUGCUCCUGCAGAAGCUGAUUUGAGAUUUCUAAAACAAUUAGCUUUGAAUUCUAUAAAAUACUCCAUUUUAACUUCGGAGGAGCGACGUAAAAUCAAUCGCAUUUUCCAAAAGAAAUGGGAAGAAUUCAUCUAUAAUGUCAUUAAUAUGAAAUUUUAACUUAUUGUUGAUUAGUUUUAAUUUUAGGUGCCUCAAAUAUUACAAUAAAAAAAAAAAUAAAAAAAGUUCAAUAAAAUGGGAAA